Molecule: messenger RNA, 954 nt
Organism: Papaver somniferum (opium poppy)
Lineage: Eukaryota; Viridiplantae; Streptophyta; Magnoliopsida; Ranunculales; Papaveraceae
Product: tropinone reductase homolog At5g06060-like
Exons: 4
Coding region: 1-954 (317 amino acids)
Molecular function (GO): oxidoreductase activity
Source: RefSeq, a predicted model, not a curated record
AUGGGUCUUUUCCAAAAUAAGAACAUAUCCGCAACACAAACAGACCAACCUGUUUCUCACAGCGGUCUUGCACUUCAACUAGCUCCGAUCGACUUCAAAUGGUGUAUAACAAAAACAACUUUUCGACAGAACGUCAUCGACAAGAAUCAAAAGAUCACAAACUAUCCAGCUUCUCCAUCGAAAACAAAAACCCACCAUUUCCUUACAGUCACUGGUGAAACCAAAGAGAUUGGACACGCUAUAGUGGAGGAGUUGGCUGGAUUUGGUGCAACUGUUCAUUUUACUGCCCGAAAUGAAAAUGAUAUUGCGCAGUGCUUGCGAAAUUGGAGAGAAAAAGGUUACAACGUAACUGGUUCAGUCAGUGAUGCUUCGGCUCCAGCAGAUAGAGAGAAGUUAAUCAAUACUAUUUCAUCUAUCUUUGGGGGCAAACUCAACAUCGUUGUUAUCAAUGUCGGAUUAAGUAUGUACAAGGAUAUCGUUGAUUACACAGAUGAGGAUAGCGAAAAACUUAUGGGUACUAACUGGGUCUCUAGAUGCCAUUUAUCAAAAAAUGCACACCCUCUCUUGAAAGCCUCUGGUUCUGGAAGCAUCGUCUUCAUUACAUCUGUUGCUGGCGUUGUUGCUGCACGGUUGGUGUCUACUUAUGCUGCAUGUAAUGGAGCCAUUCAUCAAAUCACUAAGAACCUUGCUUGUGAAUGGGCGAAAGAUAAGAUUCGGGUGAAUAGCGUCGCACCAUGGUAUAUUAAAACUUGGCUUGCAGAUCAGGAUCUGCAAGUAGAAGGGGUGGAAGACUAUGUUAAAGCUAGAACUUCUAUGAGGCGUAUCGGGAACCAACAUGAGGUUUCAUCUCUUGUGGCAUUCUUAUGCCUCCCUAGUGCUUCAUACAUCACUGGCCAAGUCAUUUGUGUCGAUGGUGGAUUUACCGUUAAUGGUUUCUUCCCUACACAAGAUUAA